AUGUUCCCUUCUAAAAAUUCUUGCUUGCAUUUUGGGUUGGUUUCUGCUCUAUGUUCCCUUUUAGCGUUUCUUUCUGUUGUUGCUGCACUCCCUUUUGGGCGUUCAUUUCAUGCCCGGGAUCUUGCAAAUUGUGCCUGUGCCGAGCUUGCUUUAGAGUACGGGCUGCGGAGACAUCGAGGACCUCAAGGUCACCGAUGUUGUGGAGCUGGACGAGGUUUCCACGCAGUUCAUCGACCGCCUGUUCUUCCUGGAGAAGUUCGGUCCGUGCCGUGGCGGAGGGUUGUCUUGUGGUUUGACCGGAGCGGGGGCACACCAGAGAAGCGAUCUCGUCCCCAUUGUUCAGGUACCCUUCAUCUUUCUCUCGUUCGACCUCUCCAAGAAAGUUAUAUAGGUAUAGUAAGCUAA
Messenger RNA from Triticum turgidum subsp. durum (durum wheat), 405 nucleotides. Lineage: Eukaryota; Viridiplantae; Streptophyta; Magnoliopsida; Poales; Poaceae. The record is from the annotation of a GenBank genome assembly.